AUGAAGCGCUUCAUCACCCUCUCUCUGGCGGCGUACGCCUACGCCGCGCCUGCCAUCAACACUGAGACCAUCCACGGUGAUGCUGCUCCGAUUCUGUCAUCGACAGGAGCUGUGGACAUCCCAGGCGCCUACAUCAUCAAGUUCAAGAACAAUGUCAACGGAAAGAAGGCCGCAGACCAUCACACGUGGGUGCAGUCCAUCCACUCAGACUGGGUGAAGUCCUUCCCGGAGGGCGACGAGGAGCGCAACCUCGAGCUGCGCAAGCGCGGCGUAUUGCCAGUGGCAGACUCGCUCUUCCGCGGUCUCAAGCACACCUACAACAUUGGGGAUGAGUUUCUCGGCUAUGCAGGCCAUUUCGAUGAUUCUAUCAUCGAGCUGGUCCGCCGGCAUCCGGAUGUCGAGUACAUCCACCGCGACACUGUCGUCCACACGAUGAAGUAUGAGGAGGUUGGCACUGAGAAGUGCAGCCCAGAGACGGAGAAGGGUGCCCCCUGGGGUCUGGCCCGUCUCUCCCACCGCAAGUCGCUGAACUUUGGUACCUUUAACAAGUACCUGUUCACCGAGGAGGGUGGCGAGGGUGUCGAUGCCUACGUUAUCGACACCGGUACUUCGAUCAAGCACAUUGACUUUGAGGGCCGCGCCCAUUGGGGCAAGACCAUUCCUUCUGGUGAUGAGGACGCUGAUGGCAACGGUCACGGAACUCACUGCUCUGGUACCAUCGCCGGCAAGAAGUACGGUGUUGCCAAGAAGGCCAAAGUCUACGCUGUCAAGGUUCUCCGCUCCAACGGCUCUGGCACCAUGUCGGAUGUCAUUGCUGGCGUCGAGUUUGCUGCCAAGCGCCAUCUCGACCAGGUUGCACUCGCCAAGAAGGGCAAGCGCAAGGGCUUCAAGGGUUCUGUCGCCAACAUGUCUCUGGGCGGUGGCAAGACGACGCCGCUGGACGCCGCCGUCAACGCUGCUGUCUCUGCUGGUCUGCACUUUGCUGUCGCUGCCGGUAACGACAACGCUGAUGCUUGCAACUACUCCCCUGCUGCUGCUGACAAGGCCCUCACCGUCGGUGCCUCUGCCAUUGAUGACAGCCGUGCCUACUUCUCCAACUGGGGCAAGUGCACUGAUGUCUUCGCCCCUGGCUUGAACAUCCAGUCCACCUGGAUUGGCAGCGAGACCGCCAUCAACACCAUCUCUGGUACCUCCAUGGCCUCGCCGCACAUUGCCGGUCUGCUGGCCUACUACCUGUCUCUUCAGCCUGCGGCCGAGUCCGAGUAUUCUGUUGCUCCCAUCAGCCCCGAGAAGCUCAAGUCCAACCUGCUGGCUGUGGCCACGACCGGCGCCCUCACCGACCUGCCCGCCAACACCCCCAACCUGCUUGCCUGGAACGGUGGCGGUUGCGGCAACUACUCUUCCAUCGUCGAGCGUGGCAGCUAUGAUGCCGCUGCUGACAAAAAGACCGAGGAGCCUGAGGCCGCUGAUGUUCUCGGCGCUGUCUCGGACCUCGAGAAGGCCAUUGAGCUUGACCUGAAGAUUGUCUCCGGCAAGGCCCUUGGCGGUGCCUCGGCCUUUGGCCGCAAGGCUGAGAAGUUCUCCAAGAAGAUCCACGAGCUGGUCGACGAGGAGCUGAAGGAGUUCCUCGGCGAGGCCUCUGCUUAG
This is a messenger RNA of Grosmannia clavigera kw1407, 1647 nucleotides long. RefSeq names its product subtilisin-like serine protease. Gene Ontology annotation, biological process: proteolysis. The record is from RefSeq and is a predicted model, not a curated record. Gene Ontology annotation, molecular function: serine-type endopeptidase activity. Lineage: Eukaryota; Fungi; Ascomycota; Sordariomycetes; Ophiostomatales; Ophiostomataceae. Bases 1 to 1647 code for a protein of 548 amino acids. The transcript has 2 exons.